Molecule: messenger RNA, 1419 nt
Organism: Oncorhynchus gorbuscha (pink salmon)
Lineage: Eukaryota; Metazoa; Chordata; Actinopteri; Salmoniformes; Salmonidae
Product: sclerostin domain-containing protein 1-like
Exons: 2
Coding region: 141-827 (228 amino acids)
Biological process (GO): negative regulation of Wnt signaling pathway; negative regulation of BMP signaling pathway
Molecular function (GO): BMP binding
Source: RefSeq, a predicted model, not a curated record
CCUACCUACCUACCUACCUACCUACCUACCUACCUACCUACCUACCUACCUACCUACCUACCUACCUACCUACCUACCUACCUACCUACCUACCUACCUGUGUCUAUCUGCCUGCGGAGUGCCAACGGAGAGUUGCAGGGAUGCUUCUUACCACGAGUGUGUUCCAGCUCGCGCUCUUCUGCCUUCUUAUAAGUAACUGUCAAGCUGCCAAGAACAGCGGUACAGAAAAGUUAAACGCUCAGUUGAUCAGUACGGUCCAGGAUACACCGAGUAGUAAUGUAUCAAUGAAUCAAGCACGCAACGGAGGAAGGCGUUUGACCAGCGCUGCGCGGAAAGAGCAGGGUCAGGCACAGAGCCAGGUGGGCUGCAGAGAGCUGCGUUCCACCAAGUACAUCUCAGAUGGUCAGUGCACCAGCCUGAACCCGGUCAAGGAGCUGGUUUGUGCUGGGGAGUGUCUUCCCUCCCACCUACUGCCCAACUGGAUCGGCUCCAGUCCCGGGUACACCAGAAAGUUCUGGAGCCGCAGGGAGGGCCAGGAGUGGCGCUGCGUCAUCGACCGGACCCGGACCCAGCGCAUCAGCCUGCAGUGUCAGGACGGAAGGUCCAGGACCUAUAAGAUCACUGUGGUUACCUCCUGCAAGUGUAAACGCUACUCCAGGCAGAACAAUGACUCUGGGAAUGGGAAGUCAGAGCUGGAGGUCAGGCAGGGCCAGGGCCAGGGCCAGGGCUCCACACUCCAGGGGCCCAAGAGGAGGAAGGGAAAGGAAGGGAAGAAUGGACGUUCUGGGCAGGAGGACUGGGCAGAAGAACAGUCUAAAAAAUACUGAACUGAGCCCGCUGGUCAGGGGGGCUCUGUACACCUCUGAGGGGUUGGAAGGUCUCUCUGUGCCCCCACUUCAGAAACAACACCAACAGACACUAGUUUUGUUUAGAAGGCAACAAUGUGUUUGCUGUAUUUAAUGCAGCUAUAUUGAGAAGGCUAUGGAAUGAUUCCUCAGACAGUGCAACUGGUUUGCCAAAUAUUGACCACUGUGGAUGUGUUUGUGUAUGUAUGCGUUUUUGUAUGAUAGAAUGAGACUAGUUCAAAUUGCACAAGAACCGCAUUUGACAGCUAAGAUGAUGAGUUCUCUCAACAGAUGAAUAUGUUGUCCACAUCAUAAUGUUUAGAUUAACAGAAAAAGCCAGAGUAUGUAUAUAAAUAGUGAUUCUAUACUCUGGGUUACUUCUUAAUGUAUGUAAAGGAUGAUUAUGACAAUGUAAUAUAUUUUUGUAUGGGGAUAGCUGAACUAAAUAUAAAUAAGUUCAUGUUUUUAUAUAUUUGCUAGAUUCUAUGUAAUCACUUUCAGGACAAAUUGUGUCUCAAAUUAUUUGCCUUGGAUAAUGAAAUAAAUCGUGUCUACUAUGAUUAGAUCACUGAUU